AUGAGCCCGUUGGCAUACCGACGUGGGUUACGGGAGGAUGUAUGCGCUCUUGCAGAAGGGCGGCUGAUCGGCGAGCUCACGGCAGCUGGGCAUGAGAUCCCUCCUGGCAACGAGAUCAGGAAACCGCAUGAGGCUGAGGUGAUUGGCGAUGAGGUGGAGGAUAAGGAGUGGAGAGCGGAGAUGGCCGAACGGAUGCAUAGGCUGGACGUUCGCAAUGAGGGUCAGGCACUGGCUAUUGCCAAGCUCGAGAGGCAAUUGCAUGAGCUGAUGCUGUCCCGUGCUCCGCAGCAUGGCAUUGACGGUGAGGCUGCAGGGAAGGGACAUGGUAAUGAGGCAGGGGACGGUGGAACUGGUGAACAAGUAGUCCGUGCAGUAGCCAUUGCUCCCAACCCUGCAGGCCAUGCCGCAGCACAGAACACAGCACCCCAUCCGCAUGUCAUACCCACACCACCAGAUGUUGCACCCAGCAUGGCACAACAGGCAACAGACCCACACGCCCACCAGGUUCCGCCCUCGGAGGAAAAUGCACAGGCCAGUGUAGCUGGCAUGACAGAUUCCCAGCACAGUCUGAGCAUGCCCACCGCACCCAACGACCCCAACCCCCCGUCGCACGGCUCCGCACUGGCAAGUGAGCAAGUAACAGGGGCAGCAGACGGCAUCAUCGAUGCCUUCCUUGGUCAAGCAACGCAGUAA
Closterium sp. NIES-65 is the source of this 693-nucleotide messenger RNA. Lineage: Eukaryota; Viridiplantae; Streptophyta; Zygnematophyceae; Desmidiales; Closteriaceae. The record is from the annotation of a GenBank genome assembly.